CCUAUUUCUGCCAAAAGUGGUCAUGAGGUUAUUUUUAAACACCGGGAGGAGGUAUUUAUUGUUCCAGGCGGAGGAGCGAGGGCAGCCUGAGGGAUUCGUCCAGGCCAGCAGGUCCGUCCUUUCCACCAUGGCACCUAAGAAAGCCAAGAAGAGAGUGGAGGGGGCCAACUCCAACGUGUUCUCCAUGUUUGAACAGACCCAGAUCCAGGAAUUCAAAGAGGCCUUCACCAUCAUGGACCAGAACAGGGACGGCUUCAUCGACAAGAACGACCUGAGAGACACCUUUGCUGCUCUUGGGCGCAUGAAUGUGAAAAACGAGGAAAUUGAUGAGAUGAUCAAGGAGGCCCCGGGUCCCAUUAACUUCACUGUGUUCCUGACGAUGUUUGGGGAGAAACUUAAGGGGGCAGACCCUGAAGAGACCAUUCUCAACGCCUUCAAAGUGUUUGACCCCGAAGGCAAGGGGGUGCUGAAGGCUGACUACAUUCAGGAGAUGCUGACCACGCAGGCAGAGAGAUUUUCCAAGGAUGAGGUUGACCAGAUGUUCGCUGCCUUCCCACCUGAUGUAACCGGCAACCUGGACUAUAAGAACCUGGUGCACAUCAUCACCCACGGGGAAGAGAAGGACUGAGGGAAGAGCCCUAAGGCCCCGGUCUUGUCUCUGGGGAGAGAGGGGCCCCUGCCCUCCCUUCUUCUGGCCUGUUAGCUGUGUGGCUGCCUCGGUGUGUCCACCACCAACUUUGGAGCCGGUGUGGCUUAUAGGUAUGUGACCAUGUGGCCUGGACAUCCAUCAGAGGCCGUGCUCAAAUAAACAGGAGCUGUG
Molecule: messenger RNA, 820 nt
Organism: Condylura cristata (star-nosed mole)
Lineage: Eukaryota; Metazoa; Chordata; Mammalia; Eulipotyphla; Talpidae
Gene: MYL2
Product: myosin, light chain 2, regulatory, cardiac, slow
Exons: 7
Coding region: 23-628 (201 amino acids)
Biological process (GO): cardiac muscle contraction; muscle cell fate specification; heart development
Cellular component (GO): cytoplasm; myofibril
Molecular function (GO): calcium ion binding
Source: RefSeq, a predicted model, not a curated record